Molecule: messenger RNA, 1199 nt
Organism: Drosophila subobscura
Lineage: Eukaryota; Metazoa; Arthropoda; Insecta; Diptera; Drosophilidae
Product: serine protease inhibitor 42Dd
Exons: 3
Coding region: 28-1179 (383 amino acids)
Molecular function (GO): serine-type endopeptidase inhibitor activity
Source: RefSeq, a predicted model, not a curated record
CUAAAAGCUCGCAGAAAGCUUCAACGAAUGACGAUGGCAGAUCCCAGCGGCAACAAACAGCUGGAGCAGUUCUCCCAUGCACUGCAUGAGCUUUUAAGCACUGCAAAUCCAGGCAAGAAUCUCAUCUACUCACCGCUGUCCAUACAAAUGUGUGUGGCCAUGGUGCGCAUGGGCGCGGAGGAGGGCACGGCCACUGCCAGGGAACUGGACGAGGGACUGCGGCUGAGUAGCAGCAAUGUGGACAAGAUUGCCGAUGGCUUUGAGGCCUCACUCUCCUCCCUUCGUAAAUGCAAGGCCCUCAAGCUGGCCAACAGAUUGUUCAUCCAAAAGAAUUGCAAGCCCAAUCAGCGAUUUGCCAGCUUGUUGGAAAAGAAAUUCCACUCCAAGCCGCAGAGCCUCGACUUUGGUAGCAGCUCAGCGGCGGACAGCAUCAACAGUUGGGUGGAGCAGGAGACCAACAAACUCAUCCAGAACAUUGUCAGCCCGGGAGUCCUGAACGACGGCGCUCGCCUGGUGCUUGUCAAUGCCAUUUACUUCAAGGGCGUGUGGUCCAUAAAAUUCGAUGAGGAGGACACACAGCAGGAGGAUUUCUUCCCAGAACAAGGCAAUCCCUUCAAGGUGUCCAUGAUGAGGGUUGUGCAUAAUUUUCUGUACGCGGAACUGGCCCAACUGGGUGCCACAGCAAUCAAAAUGUUGUACACAGACUGCGAUCUGUGCAUGAUUAUUAUUUUGCCCAACGAGAAUGCGGGUCUGAAGAGUGUGGAGCAGAAGCUGUCGAGCACUUCCUUACAGGUCAUCGCAGGGGAAAUGUCGCGCACCAAAGUGGAUGUCAGGCUGCCAAAGUUUAGAGUGGAGUUCGAGCAGGAGUUGUCUUCGGCCUUUAAAAAGCUGGGCGUUAGGCGCAUAUUCAGCGACGAAGCGGAACUGGGACAGCUGCUGGAAUCCCAGGCGGCCAUUAAGGUCUCCCAAAUAUUGCACAAAGCUUUCAUAGAUGUCAACGAAGUGGGCACGGAGGCAGCCGCCGCAACGGCUGCCGUUGUGUCUCUGCGUAGCUUGCCCGUCACGCCAUUGGAUCGCCCAAAGCUCUUUCACGCCAACAGACCAUUCUACUAUGCGAUUUGUGAUCGCAAUCAGGGAAUACUCUUUGUGGGACGAUUUACGGCUGGCGGGGCAACCUAAAGGUUUUGUAAUAAUAAUAA